This is a messenger RNA of Alligator sinensis (Chinese alligator), 6029 nucleotides long. RefSeq names its product haloacid dehalogenase like hydrolase domain containing 5 (gene HDHD5). Gene Ontology annotation, biological process: glycerophospholipid biosynthetic process. Lineage: Eukaryota; Metazoa; Chordata; Crocodylia; Alligatoridae. Gene Ontology annotation, cellular component: mitochondrion. The transcript is spliced from 8 exons. Bases 88 to 1422 code for a protein of 444 amino acids. The record is from RefSeq and is a predicted model, not a curated record.
UGAUCAGUGUCCUCUGACCUCACUGGCAGGCUGGAAGCAGUGGGGAGGGGGUAGGGCUGCUGCCUUAUUUCCUGGGAGCAGCAAGGGAUGGCUCUGUGCUGUCUUGUCACUGUGAGCAAAGCAGCCUGGAGGAAAUGGUUGCCCGGGGCACAGAGGAGCAUCGUUCCCGCCAGGGCGGAGGGGCUCUGGGCCUCACUCUGGAGGAGCAGCAGCAGCAGAGGUUUUGCAGGGAGACCCCCUGGCAUAACUCAGACUCCAACCUUUGGGUUCCUGUUUGAUAUUGAUGGAGUGCUGGUGCGUGGCCGCCAUGCCAUACCGGCUGCCCGGGAAGCCUUCCAGAAGCUGACAGACUCCAAUGGUCAGCUCCGUGUGCCUGUCGUCUUUGUGACCAAUGCUGGGAAUUGCUUUCGGCAUGCCAAGGCCCAGGAACUGUCCAGUGCCCUGGGAUUGGAGGUAUCUCCAGAGCAGAUCAUCCUGUCCCACAGCCCCCUGCGACUCUUCCGUCAGUUCCAUGAGAAGUGCGUGCUGGUGUCUGGGCAGGGACCAAUUGAGGAGAAUGCCAGGAACCUGGGAUUCCAGAAUGUGAUCACUAUAGAGGCACUGAGGAAAGCAUACCCCUUGCUGGACAUGGUAGAUCAAAGCCGUAGGCCAAAGGAGCUGCCUCCUCCAACUACAGACUUCCCUACCAUAGAAGGGGUGAUUCUGUUUGGGGAGCCAGUCCGAUGGGAGACAAACUUGCAGCUGAUUAUUGAUGUCCUCCUGAGCAAUGGGAACCCUGGGGCAGAACUGAGUGCCGUGCCAUACCCCCACAUACCUGUCCUUGCCUGUAACAUGGACCUCCUGUGGAUGGCAGAAGCCAAGAUGCCAAGGUUUGGCCAUGGCACCUUUCUUUUGUGCCUGGAGAACAUCUACAGGAAAGUGACUGGAAGGGAGCUGAAGUACGAAGCCCUGAUUGGCAAACCCAGCAUUGUCACCUACCACUAUGCUGAGUAUCUGAUCAAGCAGCAGGCAGAGAAGCAGGGGUGGGAGUCUCCCAUCCGCAGGCUAUAUGCUGUUGGGGAUAAUCCUAUGUCGGACAUCUAUGGUGCAAAUCUCUACAACAGCUACCUCAAAGCUGCACACCAGACCCAGGCCCAAGCUGGAGUGCUGGGGAGCGUGGUGGCAGCAGGUCCUCAGAAGGACUUCAACCUUGGAAAUGAUAGCAAUGUCUUGAUGGAGAGCUGCGAGUCUAUUCUGGUCUGCACUGGGGUCUACCGUCAUCACAGAGACAUGCCCCCUGUUUCAAAUGUGUGUGUGAGGGACACAGUGUUCCAUGGGCACCGGGACUUCUGCUUUGAUCCCAGCUUGGUGGAAGCCUCUUAUGUGGUGCAGGAUGUGAAUGAAGCAGUGAAACUUGCUUUUGAGAAGGAGACCUGGAGUUAGGAGUGAAGCAGGUGUGGCAGAAAUCUGAUCAUCACAGUUUAGCACUGAAGCAGAAGGGAAAGGGGAAGAAACUGGAAGCUCUAGCAGAGCUGAAGACAGUUCCCAGGUCCCUGUGGGCUUGAUGUCAAACAUCCCCCUUGUGUUGUCAAUUAUUUUGCAGUCCCAAUAGCUGCUAGCAGGGUUCCAAACCCUUGCAGAGCUAUACUUAAACUGCUGUUGUUGCAGUGGGCUCAACCCUCACGUGGGCAGGGUCCAUCUAGCUGGACCAUCCCAGCCCCUGUGUCUGUGGAACUGUAGUUAUCUGAACCCUCUUCCUUCUCAAACUCUUCUAUGCAUCUAAGGUGAGGACUACACAACCCUCAUCCAUGCCACACAUUUUAUGGUGAAGUGCUUCCUCCCCUGUGCAGAAGACCAUUGGCUAGUGCAUGAGACCUACCCUGCUCAGAGGCUUGAGUGGGUCCUUCAUGGUGCCUGGUACACACUGCCAAUCAGGGCAGAAUUUAGCCAUUUGUUACCACUGUCCUCAAAAUGUGCCUGUGGAUGUUAAGUAGCCUUCUUUGCCCAGAGACUUAACACAUGCAGCCUUUAUCUUGAAAUAGUACAGAGAAUCUCAGUGGCCAUACGCCGAGUCCCUCAUGGAGCUGAAAUGUUGUGUCAUGCCAUCCUCAGCUUCAUUCUGUGGCUCUCCAGCAACAGAAACUGUAGCAGGUCUCCUCAUAGGAAAACCUGUAUAACCACAAUGACUUUGUGCAGCGCCAAGAACGGUGUUAUUCCUCCUUUUAACUUUGUCUGAAAACACCUCUUCAUCUGGCUGCCAGCCCCAAGGGCUGACAGCCUUGCUUUGUAGCAGCAUUAGAAGUAGCCUCAGCUUAUAAACUGUGAAAGACAAGGAGAUUGCAUUUCUGCUGUAAUGUUGGGCUCUGAAGUGGUACUGAGGUUGAACAAAGACACAGGAAUGGAUCUUCUGGCUGUCUGUCAGAGGGUCGAUGCCCUCCGUGCCCAAGCAUCACUGCUUCUAAAAUGGCAUCCAUAGGAACUGGGGUCACUGCCUCUUCUUCCCCUGCUAUGCUGACUGAGAGGGCAGCCGAUUUCUGCUCUUUUCACUUGGAAUGAUGAGGCUGAAGGCAGUGCAAGGGCCAUAAAGCCAGAACACAACCACAUUCAGGAACUGUAGACUGUUCUCAUCUUGGUUUCUGGGUCUUUUAACUAAAGUAGUCUUCCUCCUAAUCUUCCCCCCAUUCCCCUUGUCCAUUUGUUCCUCAGUAAUAACCCUAAAUCCAAUCCUCUUUCUGAAAGACUCUCCAGAACAGUCAGUGCUAUUCUUGGUUUGGCUGUAGCAGCCAAGAGCUCACUGCCUCAGCAGCCUUCCCACGUUUUGCAGAACUGGAGAGCUUCAGUACUUUAGCUCUGGCUGUGAUGAGGGGGAAGGGAGUGACAGAGGCAGGCAUUAAGGCCUCUCUCUCAAAAGUCUCGAGGAAUCUAAUUUAACUGUGAAAAUUCCCCCCAGGUGAAACUUAAACGGGGGGGAAAAAAAAAAAAAAAAAAAGAUAUUGGCUUAGGCAAAGGAUUCCUCUUAGGGCUGCAGUCUCUCUCUGGUAAAACCAUAAGCCAUCCUGGGUCUUCGAACCACCCAAAUGACUCGUUGCUAGAUUUUGUGUCACAACAAUUCAUCGUGUGCUAGUUGGGUUACUCCUAGCUCCCAGCAACAUGUGCCCAGGAGAAGAAGCGGGCCCCAAAGUCAGAUACAGCUUUUGCUGGCCACAAUUUUACUGGGGGGAGGAAGGGGUCCACUUUGCUUUCUGUUCAAAUCCCAGAUAAAGUGUUUGCAGAUUUCCUGCCUGCACUUUCUUUGACUUCAGGGUAUCUGCCUAGGAAGGUUGUAUUGGGAACCAGGCUCUUUCCUCUCACUUGACACACUAAGGCCAAGGAUUGGGUUCUAGGCACUGGAAGGGGAUUGCAUGUUCUGUCAGGUGACAGAGACAGAAGCCUCUUCUUUCUUGGUAAAGCUUUAACACCAAGCCAAACUCCAGGUCCUGCUGUGCAGUCCUGCGAGACCUGCAAUGUGGAGGAGCUUAUCCCUUGCUUUCCCUUGUUCUGGCCCAGGUUUGUUCUUGAAGUCUUAGUGGGACAAGUAUCAUUAGGGCUGCCAAGAUGGUAUGCAGAAAGUUGAGUUUAAUUCAGACUUCCCUGGAUUGCUUAGGGAACUUGUUACCUUGGUUUUCUCCAAGCUAUAGAGACCCAUGUCUUGUUCAUGAAGGAUGAGCUUUGCUGGACUUGGCUCAAGAGAGCAAUAUUCUGUUCCAUGGGUUGGAGCCAAGUCUUGAAUGACUUUCCUUUGCAUGCAGUGUACCAGCCUAGCACUACAGAGGUCUUUCUCGUGCUUCUUCAUUCCUCUGUCUCAACUUGUCCCUCAGCCCCCAUCAAGAUGGUUGACAUUUCUCUGCAGAGAGAUUGCCAACAAAAGUUGCUAAUUUUCACAUGAACAGCAGCCUCUGUUCAAAUCCUAGAUGAGCUCAGGCCACAGAACAGCUGCCUGUUGGUGGCAGCUACUGGUCACUCCUUCCACUGGGCAUUCUGGACCAGAUUUCAAAGGCAGGUAGAAACUAAGUGUGCAGCUGCGUAAUCAUCUAUUAAUCCUCCAAACGCUUUAGUUACAUGUUUGGGGCUCUAUUACUGGCGAUAGCUGGUAAUAUGGUUGUUACUUUGAUGCACACAUUCUUGUCUCUUGCAUUUGGCCCAGUAACUGUGUCAAGCCUGUGGUGCUGUCCACAGAGGAAAGUGUAUGGCUGGAAUAUAUUAGCCAAAGUUCCAGCAUCUGAUUAGAGUACUUUCUUUGUAGUGGCUUUCAUAGAAGGAUAUGGGAGAGUUCAGUAGGUAGGAGACAGCAUCAGUCUGCAUCAUAAUGCCCUCCCUCAGAGUAAGGAAGUAUCUAGGAUCUGUAUUCAGCAGGGAGUAAUCUUGCAGGAAGCGGCCUGGAUGAGCCAGUGGUCCCUUUCCAUUCCUAAGUACAGUGGAGGUGCUGGUGUGUUGCGCUAUGCAAGUCUGCUGCACCUUUGGAAUUGUAAAUCCAUUCCUCCCUUUCCAGUCUACCCGUUUGUCUGGGGAGUAGGGCAGGGAUGGAAGAGACCUUUUAACCCUCAGAUCUGGUAUUCUAGUCAAGUUGGGUUGCACAGCGUGCAUGUCAUAUUAGCCCUGCAUGCCCGUGAAGGAGUUAAAAGGGGAAAAAACAACAACCCCCCCUAAAAAAAACAAGAGAAACAAAAACACAAACCCCAAACAAACCACUAAAUAAAGAAUUUUGUUCUCUUAGCACCCACCCCCACAUGCACCUUUCCCUGAAAGGAUCAUACCACUUCUAAUCAGCCGUAGCCUGUUGGCUGGGUGACUAUGAGUGGCAGGUAGUAAAAGGCCUUGUCACCUGUCAGCGGGCAUAUUUAUGUGUGCAAUUAGCAUGACAAACUCCAGCACAGUUUAUACUGGAGUUUACUGCCCCUGGUCACUGCGUUUGCAUGUAUGCCUGGGAUCACAGCACAUUGAACUAGAUUGGAGCAGCCCUGGUUGGUAGGAUGUCGGGUCAGCCUGAAGCUUCUCCAACCUGAUUUGACAUGCUGUGGAGGGGCUGGCUGAGGCAUGAGGGUGUUCGAAUGCAGGGCUAGCCAGCAGGCAGCCCCUGCACUGAAGCACCCUCAUGCCCCAGCCGGCCCUAUCACUGUCUACACGUGUUGCUGUGCACGAAAUAACACUGCUGAAGGAUAGUACUUAGGUUUACAAGUACUAACCUACGGUAGAGUUAAUUACUUUACUGGAGCCUAAUGGCUACAUGUGCAGAUGCUGAGACUUUACUGCAGAGCCAGUUAGGCAACUCCACUGUAAAUGUCUUGUGUAGAUGUGCCUAGCCUCUGUUAUGAACUCCAGGCCUUUUUUUUUUUUUUUUUUUUUAAGACCUCUCUACUGUAAUAAGCAGCAGUUUGCCAGAAUCUUGUUCUACCAAAAAUAAUGGUCCUCUACCAGCUGGAUGCAAAUGUUGAAGUGAAGUGAAAUCUUUGCACAAUUAGCUGCAAGGCAGGGUGGGGAUUAGCCACUAUCCUCUACUUCUCAUGUAUCCCUUUCCACAGUUUGGAUUCUGGUUUGGAGCAAAUUUCCUUCAUUAUAGGUGGUCUGAUCACUCAGCAGUAGAUGCAAUCUUAAUUAGUGCUCAUAAGUACUGUGCCUCUCAGACAGUAAUGCUGUAAAGGUCUGAUCCUGACAUCUGGACCUUUUGUUGGCUUUGAGAGAUUUUUGGAUCAGCCUCAAAGCAAGUCAAGCAGGCAGAACUAGAAUCUUGUAAGUGAGGCAGAGCUCCCCUUUCACACAGUAAGGGACAGGAGAGCAGACAAUGUGGGGUGGUUGUCCCUGAUGCGGUGUGGGGCACGGGGGAGUGUUCCUCUUCAACUACCACCUCUUCCUAGGCAUAGCGAGUCAAAAAGACUGAUUGUGCAGGGGGACAUAGUUUCAUAGUUGGCAGGGUCGGAAGGGACCCGAGCAGAUCAUCAAGUCCGACCCCCUGCCAUGGCAGGAAAGAGUACUGGGGUCAAACGGCCCCGGCAAGGUUUUCAUCUAACCUCCUC